CACGAAUGAGGUAAGGCAUUGCAAAAGCCACUCUUGCUCCUUGCUGUGCUGCGGUGUGGCUGUGCUGCGGGACACGCGGGCUCAGCUCGCAGUCGAAACUCCAAUCAGGGACGCUCCGUUUGGUGACGUCAGCAUCAUGGAGUUGAAUGACUUCGAGGCUGCUGGCGGCGGCGGCGGCAGGGGAUAGGCCGCCAGCAGCCCCGCGAGGAUGUGGUUGAGCUGCUGGUUGGUGAAGUCAUAGUUGUUGGGCACCUGACCCCCGCUCGCUGAAAGCCCGAAGAGGGCACUCUGGAGACCGAUGCAGCCACGAGGGUGGGUGUAGAGGUACCAGAUGCGCUGCACGGCUUGCGUGAAUUGGGCCCUGGCGCAUCACACACACACACACACACACACACACACGGAGGGGAGGGAUUCACAGUUCGCAUUAGUGUGUCCGUCCGUCUUUUCUUCGCCCUUUUGUCGGCCUCACGGAUGGCGGCAGGCGUUGAUGAUUGUGUGUAUCAAGGCCUUGUAGGCGGCGGGCCAGGCGUCGCCGCUGCUGGACGGUCAGCCCGCGAUCGUACAGGUGAAGGCCGCCGUCCGCGCGUUGUUCAGGAGGAACACGCUGCUGUGGACGACCGGUUGGGGAUGAGGAUGUCGGGACCAUUCACCAUGCGGAUCCACAGGCUGCCGGCAGCCCGGCGGCGCAUGAGCUCCCCGACUGCGUUGCGCAUGGGUUGGCGGGGCUGCGCAGUCAUGAGCAGGCGGGCCAGCGGGACCGCCACGCAGCAAAACCAGAUAUACAACCGCACCCGGACUGAUGGACAAACAAACAAACAAACCAACCAACAAGCAGCAGCAGGAAGAAUGACACGUUCAUUUGUUUGUUUGUGGGUGAGUGACGAAGGUUUCCUCACUCUCUGGGCACGGCUGUGGUAUCCAGACCUGCUCACAUACAAUUCACAACACGACACCCACACGCUGUGAUGUGUUGGUGACAUAUUGGUUGAGCCAAAAGAAUUACGUGGCAUACUGAAUUGACAAAUACCCACUCGUAGCUGAGAAGAGAGAGAACACACCAAUGCGCCGGUUGUCUUACUUCCAGUCUGCGGUUUCUCCUAUCUGGUUGCCGUUCUGCUGGAGAUACUGCACGACGAAUGGCAGGUAGUGCCACAGAUUUAUCGUCACUUGCUGCGAACAAGCACAGACACAUUCACACACGCGAAUGUCAGUGCAUCUUCAUGCAUGCAACGCAUGAUGAGUGCAGUGACAUCUGCCUCUCACCGUAUUCGUGCAGUACAUGGGCGUAUAUCUCUCGGUGGUCGGGAAAUACAAUCCCCGCCACCGACCACACUCCCGCCACCAGAAUCGGCAGCAUGUGGGGGUGGCGGCCGUCGUGCACUGGAUCUUCUCCAUCAGGAAGACGAAGACGUAUUGGGGUGGCCUCGGCUGCGGGCGGCCUCCUUCGUCCGGUGCUCUUUUGUGGGA
Molecule: messenger RNA, 1467 nt
Organism: Vitrella brassicaformis
Lineage: Eukaryota; Vitrellaceae
Source: the annotation of a GenBank genome assembly